GAUCAGUGCUUUGCCAACACUUGUAACAGACACAACAUUAACGGAUAGUUUUGUUUUUCUUUUUUCUUUGAAAAAUAGUAAUUUGAGCUUAUUUAUAACACAUAAUAUAUUUGAAAAAAAAAAUUACAAUAUUGGAAAAAAACCUGUUUAUGUGCUAUCAAAUUACUUUCAAUUAAAAUACGAAAUAAUCAAAAUCCAAGUAAAUAUCUAUCAACAUGCCUGCCAAUUGGGAAGACAAUGAGGAAAUUCAAUAUUUUCGUGAAUAUCUUCGAAUACCUACUGUUCACCCCAAUCCGGAUUAUAAGCCAUGUGUUGCCUUUUUGAAAAAGCAAGCCGCAGCUUUGGAUAUGCCAGUGCGCCUUUUCUAUCCCGUUAACGAAGAUAAUCCCAUAGUGGUAAUGACAUUGACUGGCACUGAUCCCAGUUUGCCUUGUAUUCUUCUCAACUCCCAUAUGGAUGUGGUACCUGUGUUUGCAGAGAAUUGGAAACAUAAGCCAUUCGGUGCGGAAAUGGAUGAGGAGGGAAAAAUAUAUGCACGUGGAGCACAAGAUAUGAAAUGUGUGGGAAUGCAGUAUUUGGGUGCCUUGAGGGCUCUCAAGAAGAAGGGUGUUCAAUUUCGUAGAACCAUACAUGUGACGUUUGUGGCAGAUGAAGAAAUGGGUGGUGGCAGAGGUAUGAGACCUUUUGUAGAAACUGCCGAUUUCAAGGAACUGAAAAUUGGAUUCUCUUUGGAUGAAGGUUUGGCCUCUCCCACUGAAGAAUUUCCUGUCUUCUAUGCAGAACGUAGUGUAUGGCGUUUGUAUUUCAAUGCCAAUGGUAAUGCAGGUCAUGGCUCACUACUUCACAAAAAUACUGCAGGCGAAAAGAUCACCUACAUACUGCACAAAAUGAUGUCUAUGCGUGAACAACAGGUGAGGCGUUUGGAAAAUAAUCCCGAAUUGACCAUAGGUGAUGUGACCACAAUAAAUUUGACCCAAAUACGUGGAGGUGUCCAAAGUAAUGUGGUACCACCCACAAUGGUUCUGGGAUUUGAUGUGCGUUUGGCCUUGGAUGUGGAUCACAGUGAAUUUGAGGCUCAGCUCCAUAAAUGGUGUGAAGAAGCUGGGGGCGACAUACAUUUGACUUAUGAUCAAAAACAACCCCGUGUGACUCCAACUGCAACUGAUAAUACAAAUCCCUAUUGGGUAGCCUUUAAAGAGGCUACAGAUUCAUUGAGCCUUAAACUCAAACCUCAAAUCUUCACUGGUGGCACUGACAGUCGUUAUAUCCGCCGUGUUGGCAUACCUGCUAUAGGUUUCUCCCCCAUGAAUAAUACCCCCGUUCUGUUGCAUGACCAUGAUGAGUUUAUAGCUGCCGAUAUUUAUUUACGUGGCAUUGAAAUUUAUGAAAAGAUUAUUACAAAUCUUGCCAAUUGCUGAAAUCUCUUAAGUCAUUUUAGACCAAAGAUUGUUUAACCGAAUUUAUUUGUUAUAGUGUUAUUGCCUUUUUGUGAAUUUUUAUUUUUAGAAAAUAGAAAACAUCCUUUUUGCUGCUUAAUGUUGUGAAACUACAAAAAAGUGAAUUUAAGACAUGCAAAUGCAUAUUUGCCCAUGAACAUUCCAUUAA
Molecule: messenger RNA, 1605 nt
Organism: Stomoxys calcitrans (stable fly)
Lineage: Eukaryota; Metazoa; Arthropoda; Insecta; Diptera; Muscidae
Product: aminoacylase-1
Exons: 6
Coding region: 216-1418 (400 amino acids)
Biological process (GO): amino acid metabolic process
Cellular component (GO): cytoplasm
Molecular function (GO): aminoacylase activity
Source: RefSeq, a predicted model, not a curated record